GUGACCUAAACAGUAUUGUGCUCGCCAUGGCCGAGUUUGAGACAUUGACUUGUGUGAGGUUUGUGCCUCUUACAACAGAAGAUGAUUACAUCAACAUCACUCCUGGUGAUGGCUGUUACUCAUAUCUUGGAAGAACUGGUGGAAGCCAGACAGUUUCAUUGGGUGGAGGCUGCAUCUACAGGGGGAUUAUACAACAUGAACUAGAACAUGCCCUGGGCUUCUACCAUGAGCAUGUAAGAAGUGAUCGUGACAAUUAUGUUGACAUCAAUUUCCAGUAUAUCCCUAAAGGAAAAUUGGGUAAUUUUGCUAAAGCGGACACCAAUAACCUGGGCAGUCCAUAUGAUUACGGUUCAGUGAUGCAUUAUGAUGCCUAUGCAUUCACCAACACUUCAAACAAACCCACAAUCGUCCCCAAGCCUGACCCCAAUGUGCCUAUUGGGCAGACAAUUGGACUGAGCGUCUUGGAUGUCACUAAAAUUAACCGACUUUAUCAAUGCAGUGUCUGUGCGACUUUGCUUAAUAAUAAGACAGGAAUUUUGACUUCUGACAACUAUCCCUCUGCUUAUCCUAAUAAUGGUGACUGCGUUUGGUUGAUCAGAGUUCCAUCAGGGAAGGCUUCAUUGAAGUUCAGUACCUUUAAUAUCCAAUCCACUCCUAACUGUGACUCAGACUACAUGAGGAUCUAUGACGGUCCCUCUAAGAACUCUCCUGUGUUGUUGGAUAAAAUAUGCGGAAGUCAAACCAUCCCUCCAAUCAUCGCUUCCACAAGUCAGAUGCUGGUCCAGUUUGUCAGUGACGGGGCUGUUGCUGGGGUCGGCUUCCAAGCUUCAUAUAGCUCAGUGAAGUGUGGAGGAUCCUUCUUUAACUCUCAAGGCAGCUUCACAUCUCCAGGAUACCCAGGGAACUACAGUCCAAACAUGGAUUGUAACUUCACCAUCACAGCUCCUGUUGGAAAUAAGAUUGCUCUGACCAUAAGUGACUUCCAUUUAGAGUCUUCCAUUAUGUGUAUGUAUGACUAUCUAACACUCUCCAUGGAUGGUACACAAAUGGGUCCAUUCUGUGGGGAUCGCACCAUCCCUGUGUAUUACUCCAAAGGCAACUCUAUGGUUCUCGUAUUCCACAGUGACAAGUCUACCCAGGCAAAGGGCUUCCAAGUCUCUUACACCUUCUCCCCAAAGAGUGAAGACUCCGAAGUGCCACAAGGGAUCUUCAGCAAGAUUUUGAAAGCUAAUAAAGAUAGCAAAACACCCAUGUAUGGAGGAGAUGUGCUGGUACGGAAUGAGCGCAGUGCCAUGAACUGUCCUUCUUGCCUUUGGCCUAAAAGUGAUAGUGGUAGUGUUCCUGUUCCCUACACCAUAGAUUCCCGCUACAGUGCCAGUGACCUGAACAGUAUUGUGCUCGCCAUGGCCGAGUUUGAGACAUUGACUUGUGUGAGGUUUGUGCCUCUUACAACAGAAGAUGAUUACAUCAACAUCACUCCUGGUGACGGCUGUUACUCAUAUCUUGGAAGAACUGGUGGAAGCCAGACAGUUUCAUUGGGUGGAGGCUGCAUCUACAGGGGGAUUAUACAACAUGAACUAGAACAUGCCCUGGGCUUCUACCAUGAGCAUGUAAGAAGUGAUCGUGACAAUUAUGUUGACAUCAAUUUCCAGUAUAUCCCUAAAGGAAAAUUGGGUAAUUUUGCUAAAGCGGACACCAAUAACCUGGGCAGUCCAUAUGAUUACGGUUCAGUGAUGCAUUAUGAUGGCUAUGCAUUCACCAACACUUCAAACAAACCCACAAUUGUCCCCAAGCCUGACCCCAAUGUGCCUAUUGGGCAGACAGUUGGACUGAGCGUCUUGGAUGUCACUAAAAUUAACCGACUUUAUCAAUGCAGUGUCUGUGCGACUUUGCUUAAUAAUAAGACAGGAAUUUUCACUUCCGACAACUAUCCCUCUGCUUAUCCUAAUAAUGGUGACUGCGUUUGGUUGAUCAGAGUUCCAUCAGGGAAGGCUACAUUGAAGUUCAGUAACUUUAAUAUCCAAUCCACUCCUAACUGUGACUCAGACUACAUGAGGAUCUAUGACGGUCCCUCUAAGAACUCUCCUGUGUUGUUGGAUAAAAUAUGCGGAAGUCAAACUAUCCCUCCAAUCAUCGCUUCCACAAGCCAGAUGUUGGUCCAGUUUGUCAGUGACGGGGCUGUUGCUGGGGACGGCUUCCAAGCUUCAUAUAGCUCAGUUCAGUGUGGAGGAACCUUCUUUAACUCUCAAGGCAGCUUCACAUCUCCGGGAUACCCAGGGAACUACAGUCCAAACAUGAAUUGUAACUUCACCAUCACAGCUCCUGUUGGAAAUAAGAUUGCUCUGACCAUAAGUGACUUCCAUUUAGAGUCUGCCAUUAUGUGUAUGUACGACUAUCUGACACUCUUCAUGGAUGGUACACAAAUGGGUCCAUUCUGUGGGGAUCGCACCAUCCCUGUGUAUUACUCCAAAGGCAACUCUAUGGUUCUCGUAUUCCACAGUGACAAGUCUACCCAGGCAAAGGGCUUCCAAGUCUCUUACACCUUCUUUCAAUAGAUAAGCAACAGAUGUCAAAAAACAUCUACCGGUUCUGGAAGGAAGCCGACAUCACUACAGGACACAAUGGGAAUUUGAUGGAACACGUUUAGAAAAGUUUACACAUUUGUAAACACAUAUAUAAUGAUUAAAUGUACAUUGGAUCAUGCUAGUGUUUGCAAUUACAUUUAAAAAUACAAAAUAACAAUGCAUAAUUGUU
Messenger RNA from Rana temporaria (common frog), 2754 nucleotides. Its product is annotated as embryonic protein UVS.2-like. Lineage: Eukaryota; Metazoa; Chordata; Amphibia; Anura; Ranidae. The transcript is spliced from 19 exons. Gene Ontology annotation, biological process: proteolysis. Gene Ontology annotation, molecular function: metalloendopeptidase activity; zinc ion binding. The coding region runs from base 27 to 2555 and encodes 842 amino acids. The record is from RefSeq and is a predicted model, not a curated record.